This is a messenger RNA of Salmo salar (Atlantic salmon), 5607 nucleotides long. The record is from RefSeq and is a predicted model, not a curated record. NCBI's taxonomy places the organism in Eukaryota, Metazoa, Chordata, Actinopteri, Salmoniformes, Salmonidae.
GAGAGAGAGAGAGACUAGCUGUAGCGUAGCCUAGGUACCAGCACCGGAGGAGACCGGGUAGAAAGUGAUGUGAUCUGAUACGGGUAGGUACGUGUGGAAAAGUGGGCAUCACUUCUCUGUCCUAUAUCAGUGUCGUCGUUUAAGCGGUGGCAUAGAAGCACGAUUGUCAAACGCGGUGAGUGAAUUCAUGUACGUAAAAUGUAGGGGUUGUGAGUGCGUUGCGCCGUUCGCCUUUCAGUGCGGUGAUGUGAUGGGGAGAAUCUUGGGUGGGAGAGAGACAACAGAAGAUGUGCUACGUCUGUUAUUGACACUGCCUUUGUAGCUUGUUUUCGGAAUUGACAACAGAUUGACGACCCUUCUGCAAUAUAGGACGUUCCUGCCUGAUUUAUAUUGAAAUCGGUGAGGCUACAAGGAUGACGGUUUGCAGGGAUUCCCUCUCCAGUUGAACUCUUGACCUCUCGUCACUCAUGAUGUCCGUCCACACCCCCCCGCUCUCCCGCAGUGGCUCCUCCCCUUCUUCUGUCGGCUUGGCCAAUCGCAGCGGUCCCCCUGCCGCCCCUCCCACCUCCCUCAGUCUGCGCUCGUCCUACAACCAACUACUGGGCCAUGACAUCAUAAAGGAGUCCCCUACCGCCAUGGAAACGGGGAGUUCCGCCACUUUACCCAAGAGUCGCCAUAGAUACGCCAUGACCAGUGUGCAUAGCGCCAUGGGACUGAGCGGCAGACGCCUCCCCACCAAGUCCUCUUCAUCCUCUGCUCUCUACUCCUCCUCCUCUUCCUCAUUCUUCUCCACCAACUCCAAGCUGGCAAAGGAUGGUGCCAACCUGCAGCGGAAGGCCGAGACACAGCAACAGGAGCAGAGUAAAACCAACACAGAGGUCAAAGAGCAGGAUGACAUCAUCACCCCCAUACACAGCUCUGAUUGGAUGGAGGGGGAGAACUCACAGGACCCGCCCCCAUUCUGUCGGAGGACAAAGAGCUUUCUGGAGUUCCAUGAAAAGGAAGAGGACCCACCCAGUGGAGGAAACAAAGAGGAAGACUCUCCUAGUGGAGGCAAUAAGGAAGAAGAUCUUCCCAGUAAGGAAGAGGAGGAAGGGGAUGAGAAGCACCCCUGCCCUGAGAAAGACCAGGUCAGCUCGGAUAAAGAGAGAGAGAGACCGGAGGAGGAGAAACAGACCCCAAAACAGGAGGAUUACGAAGAGGAAGAGGGUGCCACUCCACCUGCUGCACAGCCUUUACUACAGGGGGUCCACUCUCCCGCCAUCUCUCCCCUAAACAAUCUCAACUGGGCCCAAGAGAACAAGAUCCAGAGUUGCCCCCCACUUCAGGGCAGAGAGGAGGCCCUAACCCAGGCCCAGGGUUACCCACACAGCGUUGAGACGCCCCCCAAACCCCCCCGAAGUGCACAGGCUCCCCCGCCCAGAGUGAUCAAGGUGGAGCUGCACCCCAACAAUGAGAACCCGUACCUCCCCCGCUCUGCACCCCAGAAGCAGCCCAGGGGGGAGGAGAGCACCCCUCUUCUGCUCCAGAUCCCCCCAUCAUCCUUCAGCCCGGAGAGAGGAGCUCCUCAGCUGGGUAGUCUAGGUACGAAAGUGGAGUCUCCCCUGGAGGAUGAGGACUCCAGCUGGACCACCCUGUCCCAGGAGAGCCCCUCCCCUCACACCCCACAAGAAAUAGCAGAUGUGUGGGGUGAGGGGGACCUUCCCCCAGGCUGGCGUGAGGUCACAGACAUAUCGGAGGUCUACUUCUGGCAUGUCCCUACUGGCACCACCCAGUAUGACCGCCCUGUCUCCACCACCACCAACCAACACACACACCUCCACCCACUCCCUGACUCACAGCAGGGCGACACAGUCACCCUGAGACCGCUCAGCGAGCGUCCCAGCAGUUUGAUAUCAGACAGUUCAGUGGAACCUGUGCCCUCUCCCUCCGGGUCCUCCUCCUCCUCCUCUCCCUCUGAUGUCAUUCUGCCUGUCCGAGGCUUUGACAACACCACCUGCACUGAGUUGAAGGACUACCCAGUCUAUCCUGACCCCAGCCUGAAAGCUUUUGAAGGAGCUACUCUCCGUUAUGCCUCACUGAGACUGCACCCUGCCCAGUUAGAUACAGUGGACCUCAACAGUGCCUGCACUGACCCAGAGGGACAGUCGUUCCCAGUGCGUUCCCUGGGCUGGGUGGAGAUGGCAGAGAGAGACCUGACAGAGGGGAGGAGCAGUGUGGCUGUCCAUCACUGUAUCAGGCAGUUGUCGUACUGUAGGAGGGACAUACGAGACUCGGCAGGGGUCUGGGGAGAGGGUAAAGGCAUGCUGCUGGUGCUGCAGGACCGUGAUCUGACCCUGGUCCACCCGGACGACCGCAGCAUGCUCCACUCUCAGCCAAUCAGCAGCAUCCGUGUGUGGGGCGUCGGCCGAGACCAUGACAGGGAAAGGGACUUUGCCUAUGUGGCGAGAGACAAAAACACACGGGUGUUGAAAUGCCAUGUGUUUCGAUGUGAUACCCCUGCAGAAGCCAUAGCAACGAGUCUCCACGAAAUCUGUUCCAAGAUUAUGGCUGAGAGGAAGAGUGCGAAGGCUGCUGCCUGCAGCUCAUCCCAAACAGGCUCCGAUGUUCCUCUCCAGGAGUUUCCCGUCCCAAAGACUGAGCUGGUGCAGAAGUUCAAUGUGCACUACCUGGGGAUGACGUCUGUGUCUCGCCCCAUAGGUAAGAGAAGUAUGGAUAUUAUCAACGGGGCUAUAGAGAGCCUGGUGUCCUCCACAGGAAAAGAGGACUGGACUCCUGUCAUACUGAGUGUGGCUGACGCCACCGUGGCUGUCAUCAAGGAGAAGGAAGAGGAGGAGGAAGUGCUGGUGGAGUGCCGCGUGCGUUUCCUGUCCUUCAUGGGAGUGGGCCGGGACAUCCACACCUUUGCUUUCGUCAUGGACUCUGGGAACCAGCACUUCCAGUGCCACGUGUUCUGGUGUGACCCCAACGCUGGCAGUGUGUCUGAGGCCGUGCAGGCUGCUUGUGUGCUGCGGUAUCAGAAGUGUCUGGUGGCACGCCCCCCCUCCCAGAGAGCUGGCUCCUCCUCCCCGCCCCCCGACUCUGUGACGCGCCGGGUGACCACCAGCGUGAAGCGUGGCGUCCAGUCUCUCAUAGACACUCUGAAAACAAAGAAAACGCCCUCAGAACUGCCUCAGCAAUGACGGACAGCUCACUGACCACACCCCCUACCACAGCCCCUGGCUUUGUCACUCACACUAUCGCCACAACUACGACCUACAACCACUCCUAACCAAUACCAGCCAUGGUAACCAACGAUGUACAUACAUGUUAACACCACUGGGCAGACCAAAGGAGGAAUGGAUCUGGGAAUGUAGAUCUGCUCAAAAUAAUAAAAAGUGAACUAAUCUGCAGAAGAAGAAGAGGAAGGCCAAGCUACAGCAGAAUGAUGUGCUGCUAAUUUGGGCCAUCAUUAGUGGAACUUUCCAUUGAGAUUUGAACUCUGCCAUGACAUAGCGAGACUUGCCUACUUUAGCCAGGCCACAGCUGUCCUCACCGGGCACUGCCUCGUCUUGUGGAGUAUUAUUACUACUGAGCUUUAUGGAGUAUUAAGCCGAUGUCACACAAAGCAUUCUGGAUACAAUUUAUAUUGCUUGCAACGAAGUUGCACCUGUGUUGCACAGUGUGUCACCCCCCCCCCCCAAAUGUUUUGGGGCCUGCAAGAUAGAAAUGAAUCCUAUUUCACGCAACUGACUGUAUGCAGUGUCCAAUCAGUGAGCAGAAAAAAAAAGUUUACAUGUCUCGUCAUAUCGUUCCGUACGGAACUCUGACCCAGUUGUCGUGUCAACACAGCUGUAAGUGCUGCUGCAAACCACAACGAGACAUGCCAAAUGUCAGAAAAAAAUGGUCUAGUCAUGGUUUAUGUACAUGCUCUGGCAGUCGAUAAAUGUCAUUUUAAAAGUGAACCCAGACCUUUAUCUGUCCAGUUUCAACUGAAAUUGUCCAACAUGAACUGCGCUGGCUAGGUUAGCUCAUUGCUAGUUUAGUUAGCUAAAAACAAAAUAAAAAAAUAAAAAGUUUUGCUAGCUAGCGUGGUAAAACACAGCCCUUGAUCAUGACUCUCAGUUCCAUUACUUUAUACGUAAGAGUUAUUGGAUGAAGGCGUCUUCUCUACGGGGGAGUUUUGUUUAGAGCCCCGAUGCUCAAUCUGAACAUUAACGAGUCGCUUGCGGUACGGUUAUGGAAGCGUAAGGACCUUAUCUUUCAUAUCAUCGAGAAAUAAUAAAAUAAAAGGUUCAUUUGAUACACUGACUGUAGCAAGGUGUGUAUCUUUUUUUUAUUUGAAGGAUUCUUUCUCUUCUGAUGAAAGACAAGGGCCACAUGUUUUGAAAGCCUUGAUUAUUGACGUUUCUAAAUGUCUAAACACCGCGUCGGGAUUGUAGUCAACAUGAGCCAGUCGUGGGCUAAGCGAAAGGCUGAAAACUGUAGGAAGGCAGAAUGCCGUCUUGAGUUUGAGAGCUAGGUAAAAACAGACUUGGCAAUAGGAAACAUUCUAGCUUGCUAACUAAAUUGUACAGACAGCAUUUUUGUCUAUAUCGAUGCUGCUACAAUUGCCAAACGUUUGGAUAAACAAAUAAUUUAUGAAACCAUGAUGUGAUGUUUAACAGGACUGGAUGUUGCAUGCGAUUUAAAUUGCGUCCAAAUUGCUUCCUGUGACGCAGGCUUUAGACUAAUACUGAGACACACUGGACAUACCUGAGAAAAAUAACCAAUCCCCACUGAGUGCUGGCUUUGUUGCAUCAGGAAGCCCACACUGAAUGUGUGUUUGUUUAUCUACCCCUUUUUUGUACUUCUUGUACACAGUGAGAGCAGCCCUGUUCCCAUCGCAGUGCCAAACUGAGUAGCAUUCCAGAACGGGACACACACACAAUGGUCUCUUUAAGACGUCUGUCUCAUUGACGUGGAAACGGGACAUGCUUAUGGUAAAAGCCGGUCGCUAUGGACAAGGCCACUGACCAAUCGCCGCCAUCCAGCUGUUCUACCCGACCUGGUAACCUUUGAGCCUCAGACUCCAACAGAGACGUGUCACGGACUAUACAGCCAUGAUGUCCUAACAGAGACAGGAAGUGUACAGGACAUGGGAACCAAUGUAUUCCAUCCCAUCUGGCCCACAUAAGACUGAACCAAUGUCUCCCUUGAGAAGGGGUGCUCGGAUUGUACUAUACUUAUUGUAAAGUAAUGAUUGUACCCCAGGUUGGAGGUGAGAGGGAGGAAUGGGGUGGUGUUGGUAUUUCAUGUGUCUGUAAUCUGAAUGUGUGGGGAGAGAUAGAGAUGGAUCAUCAUUGGAGAGAGAGGUUACAGAGGAGGGUGUCAUUAUGGAGAAAGGUGCUCUGCACAAAAGCCUAACCACAUACACACACACACACACACACGGAGAGCUGACCACCCACUGUCUCCUUUAGGAUCCAGGUACACCUCUCUACACUCUUAACUCAACUCUGUGAAUGCAAUCCACUCCAACGUUAAAAACAUACGUGAAGAUAGUGUGAUUUAUGUGCUCUGUUCUUCACUCAUCUCUACACCAUGUAAUUGUAAUCUGUUGUGAAAAUAAAUGCAAUACCAAAACAA